AUGCCCGAGUUAGCAGAAGUUGCACGCAUUGUGUUCUUCAUCCGCCGUCAUCUUGUGGGUAAGAAGCUCACAAGGGUCCAAGCACAGCAUGACGAUAUUGUUUACGGCAAAGUUGGCACCAGUGCCGAGAAGUUCCAGAAGGCGAUGGAGGGCAAGAAGGUCAUUGGUGCUGGUCAACAGGGAAAAUACUUUUGGAUCGCCAUGUCGUCACCUCCGCAUGCCGUGAUGCAUUUUGGAAUGGCUGGCUGGCUUAAAAUCAGAGAUGCCGACACUUACUACUACCGGACUGACAAGCCAGAGGAUAAGGAGUGGCCGCCCAAGUAUUGGAAGUUUCUGUUGGAGACAGACGGCGAUCCCAAGACAGAAGCUGCGUUUGUUGACUUUCGCAGAUUGGGUAGAAUAAGACUGGUAGACUGUCCUGCGGAAGAAAUCCGCCAACACAGUCCGCUUAAAGAAAAUGGGCCGGACCCGGUUGCCGAUAAGGAUAUAGUCACCGAGAAAUGGUUGGCGACAAAACUGAGGAGUAAGAAGGUUCCCAUCAAAGCCUUUCUUCUUGACCAAGCAGUUAUCAGCGGGAUUGGAAAUUGGAUGGGGGAUGAGAUUCUGUACCACGCAAAAGUACACCCGGAACAGUACAGUAACACCCUAAGCGAUGAUCAGAUUAAGCAGCUGAACUACUCUAUUCACUACGUCUGUUCAACCUCUGUGGAUCUGCUGGCAGAUUCGGACCUGUUCCCCGAGGAUUGGUUGUUCAAGCACCGGUGGGGAAAGGGGAAAAAGAACCAUCCAGGUGUACUACCUAAUGGAGAAAAGAUAUCUUUCAUCACCGUUGGAGGUCGUACAAGCGCAUUUGUCCCGUCUGUUCAGGAAAAGCCCAGCAACGCUGAGAGUGCGACUGCUUCUCGAGCCACCCCUAAGAGGAAGCGGGCGGCAACAUUGAAAGAAGAAAGCGACUUAGACGAAGAAGAUAAUAAAUCUCCUGCGAAGAAGCUCUCGUCAGGAAGGCAGAAUAAUAAUGUGGGGGAUGGCGAAACCACAAAAGCAGCGUCUACUGGGACGCGCCGUUCUACCAGGACCAAAAAAUAG
This is a messenger RNA of Monascus purpureus, 1086 nucleotides long. Lineage: Eukaryota; Fungi; Ascomycota; Eurotiomycetes; Eurotiales; Aspergillaceae. The record is from the annotation of a GenBank genome assembly.